This is a messenger RNA of Cladocopium goreaui, 3252 nucleotides long. Lineage: Eukaryota; Dinophyceae; Suessiales; Symbiodiniaceae. The record is from the annotation of a GenBank genome assembly.
AUGACUCAGAUGAUAGCAUGCAGUGAGAACAUGCAAAGACAUGUCCACUCAGGUGCACCAGGGGGACACAUGCAGAGUUGUCCUUUCCUGCGACACGAGGGAUGCCCUGGUCCAAAGAGCAGAUUGGUAGACAACCAGCCCGUGCAACAUGAGGUGGAGUACGAUGACCCUGAGCCGGAGCCAUCUUUUCCAGUGGCCUUUGCACUACUGGGCAUUUCCCUGGUAGCCUUGCUGCUGUACUUUCUGUGGGAAGGUGCCCCAUGGCAUCGAAGCAGGGGUACAGAGAGCAUCUACCUGGGAGGCUGUCUCAUGAUGACAGCAUCAGCUCUCUGUUGUGCUCAUCCGCAGUAUGAUGUUCGAGCAAAUGCUAGCGCCAAAGUGUGCGAUAUUCUCAUUCUGGUUUCUUUGAUUCAAAUGUAUGUACAGCAGGUCAAGCUAAAACAGCUUCCUCCUUUCUACAGCGAAACUGAUCCCAGGCCAUAUGCUCGACGAGAGCCAAAGCACAAGCUGUCGCGAAGACUCGCCAAGGAUCUGAGCACGCAAAUUGGGAAACUUGUCCAGAACGAUAAGCCUGUUUUUAUUUGGCUGCGGGUGACGGUCCUCAAGGGCCUCGCAGCAACUUCCGAACUCCUCCAGGUGGAAGUGGAGAGGGAGUCAUUGGUGUUUGAGCUCAUGCUUCUUCUCCACAAAGAGAUCAAACUCCACUGGCGCCGUCAACGCAUCCUUUGUGACGGUUUGCCAGUGGAUGAAGCUGACCGAUGGUCCCAGAUUACCAGGGAGUCUUCCAUCGAUGUACAGAUGUUGCAUUGCGAUCAUCGCCAUGUGAAUCCCAUUGAUGAUCGGACCAAGCUGUUGGCCAUGGUCAGGUGCUGCGGGGAAGCUUUAUCGUAUGCCUCUCCUGAGUUGAAACAAGACAAGGACCUGGUGCGAAUCGCCGUGGCCACCACUGGAGAGUCGCUGCACUUCGCCCAUAAAUCUUUGCAAAAAGAUAGGGAACUGGUUGAACUUGGCAUGUCAACCAAUCCGAAUGUCUUCAGAAUAGCAGGGAAGAUGCUGCGGAAGGAACCAGACUUGGCGAAACGGGCAAUUGAUGCUGAUAUCGAUUUGAUCCGAUAUUGUGACCCGGACUUGCUUCAAAAUUGGGAGUUUAUGAAGUACUGUGUACAGAAACGUGCUUCCCUCCUGCGCUAUUCAAAAAUUUGGCUUGACAGGAAGAUUUACCUGGCAGCUCUUGAGCGAGAUGGCUUGGUUCUCGAAUUUCUGGCCGAAAAGGCAUUGCGGGGUUUCAGGUCACGUCGCGGGGACGUCGAAAGAUGUGAUGAUGAAGAGUUCGUCCGGACGGCCGUGCGACAAAAUGGCAUGGCCUUGGCCUUUGCCUCCGAACGUCAUCGAGAAGAUGUCCAGUGUGUCUUGGAGGCGGUUCGGAAUGAUGAGCGAGCCAUGAAAUUUGUGAGGUCAAAACCGGUGAUUUGCCAAGUUGUAAAAGAAAGGCCUUCUGCUCUGAAGCAUGCCUUGUGGGAGUUUCAUGAUGACUUGGAGGUGGUGGAAGUGGCCUAUGCGUCAGAUCCCACGUCCCUGAAAUUUGCGGGCACCGAGGCAGCGUUGGGCAUGAUCAUGGAACAUGGUCCAAAGGUCCUACGAUUUUUGAAGACUUCCAUUCAACAGGAUGAACGAGUGCGGCACGCCAUCUCCAUUUCUGAAGCUGAGGAUCUUGGGGAAGACACCGUUGCUGGAUUCACAGUUCACAUGCACUACCCUUUAGGAGGCAUCGUGCUUUUCACCUGGCUCCUGCAAGAACUUCUGGAAUGGCGCCGCCACGAGCCUGCCAGAUAUAUGAUUGAAUCGAUUAUUCAGCGAGUGGUCAUUCAUGAACAAAAGCACUUGUUGAACGAUCUUCUUCAAGCAAUUGAUGUUCCAACACUGCUGCUUUGUGGCCCGCGGACUGUGGUUGCACUAUUGAGUGAGGAGGCGGUGAACAAUCUCCUGGAUCCCUUCACCAAGGCAAUCUUGCUGAACGCCUUGCAGAAAGUCGGCAUUACCACGUUCCGCACCAAAGCAGUGCGACGGCUGAUUUUGAGCUGCGAUGCCGCCGAGCUCAAGGAAUUGAAGAGCGCGCUGGACAGCACUGGCGACUACUUCAAUUUGCACAAGCUGAUCUAUUCCGAUCUGCGGGAACCAGUCCGCAGCGAGUUGAUUUCGUAUCUCCAGAAGAAGGCCUUGGAGCUGCGAAAUGCUGGUCAAGCAGUGGGGGUGAAGAUUCUGAGUGACAUUGAUGACACAGUACUGUGCAGUGGAGGAAGCUUUCCAGCUGGUUGUGAUAAACGCUUGCCGAAGAAGAUGCUGUACCCCGGCUUCGCGACCUUUCUGCGGGAGCUGGUUGUAGCUUUACGGCUUCCGAGCCAGGAGCCGCACAUCUACAAGGAUAUCUCUGAGCAGAAAACGUUCAGAACCGUCCAGCAGCUGUUUCAACAAGCAGUCCUGCACACCAUACCAAGCCUUCUGUCUGGUUCCCUCAGGAUUGGCUUUGGUGCUGUGGUCAAGCGAUGCUUCUGCCACUCCGAUGCCUGGGAGGACGUGGGGCGCUUCAAGCAUACCGUUUUUCAGGAGUAUGCCAGUCUCUACAGAGAGUAUGACUUCAUCUUUUGUGGUGACAAUGGCCAGGGCGAUUUGCUGGCUGGACAGCUAAUGAUGGAGGGGCCUGAAGAAGAUCGUCCAAUAGCCAUUCUGAUCCACCAGGUCGUAGACCUGGAGAAGUCCUUGACGCUGGAAGAGAAAGAGCCAAAUACAGCGGCACUAGCGGCGCAAGGCAUUUUUCUCCACCGGACCUAUGUUGGAGCUGCGUUGGCGUUGCACCGAGCGUUUCCAAAGUUGAUGUCUGUUCGGCAGCUUCAAUGCGUGGCAGAGUGUGCCCAGGAUGACUUCGAUACCUCUCGUAUCAUGUAUCCAGAAUGGACCCGCAAGUGGGAAGUUUACGAAGAAGAACUUUCGGCAGACCUCUCGGUUGUGGGGCCUCUUUUAGCCGCUGCAGGCCUUCCAUUGUCAAGGUGUCUUGCAUGUACGAGCACGCUGAUCCAGCAGGACGAGCCAUUUGUCCGGAUCUUCCAGUUGGCAGAUGCUGAUAGCAACAGCAGCAGCAGUGACCAGGAGUCACACGCUGGCUAUUGCUGCCAUCAUAUGGCCCAUUCGGACGAGGAUGUGAUAUUGAAACAUCCUUACUUACUUGACCACUUGAUAGAACAAGAAUCAGAUUAG